GCUCGCGGAUGAAGGAUUUGUCGUCCAUUGAUGGCGAGAACUCGGCGGAAGGAGUGAAUUCAAAUUGUCACAGCAAUUAGUAUUCGGCCCAGGAUGCGAGCGGCGCCGCGCUGCGUGUGAUCGGCGGUGAUGCCCCCGCGGAGGCCUUCAGUGCCGUAGCUGACGCGGCCCCCGAGUCCAUUUUCUCGCACGGACGUUGUGGAGUGCAGAUCUAGGCUGAAAUGUCAUCGUCUUCGGCACCGCCCCCGGGGGCGGGAGGCGCGCGACGCGGCCGAGGUGGUCAGCCCAAGCAGCACAUUUCGUCCAUCCUCUCAAAGCUGCACGGCGCCUUUUCGGACGCGGUCACGGGGUCAGGGGGGCCACCACACCGACUCGCCACCGACAAACGCACCCUCGACAAGACCUGGAAGCUGAUGGACAAGGUGGUCAAGCUGUGUCAGCAGCAGAAGAUGAACCUGAAGAACUCGCCACCCUUCAUCCUAGACAUUCUGCCGGACACGUAUCAGAAACUCCGGUUAAUCUACUCAAAAUACGAAGACAAAAUGCACGUUCUACACGCCAAUGAGCACUUCAGCGUCUUCAUAUGCAACCUGAUGCGGAAGUGCAAGCAGGCUGUGAAGUUAUUCAAAGAGGGCAAGGAGAAAAUGUUUGACGAGAACAGCCACUACAGGCGCAACCUAACCAAACUGAGUCUCGUCUUCAGCCACAUGCUCUCUGAGCUCAAAGCCAUCUUCCCCAAUGGCCUCUUUGCUGGUGAUCAGUUCCGCAUUACCAAGUGUGAUGCAGCUGAUUUUUGGAGAAACAACUUUGGCAAUAGCACGUUGGUACCAUGGAAACAUUUUCGAGCAACGCUGAAUGAGGUGCACCCCAUCAGCUCAGGGCUAGAGGCGAUGGCGCUCAAAUCGACCAUCGAUCUCACUUGCAAUGACCACAUUUCAAAUUUUGAAUUUGAUGUGUUCACCAGGUUAUUCCAACCGUGGACGACGCUGCUACGCAACUGGCAAAUCCUGGCGGUGACCCACCCUGGCUACGUGGCCUUUCUAACUUAUGAUGAGGUUAAGGCGCGUCUGCAGAGGUACAUCAACAAGCCCGGCAGCUACGUCUUUCGGCUGAGCUGCACUCGACUAGGGCAGUGGGCCAUUGGCUACGUCACCGCCGACGGCGACAUCCUGCAGACCAUUCCACAAAACAAAUCACUCUGCCAGGCGCUACUCGACGGCUACAGAGAGGGAUUCUACCUGUACCCUGACGGACGCAACGCAAACCCCGACCUAUCCUGGGCUGUGCAACCGACCCCUGAGGACCACAUAAAGGUGACCCAGGAGCAAUAUGAGUUGUAUUGUGAGAUGGGCUCGACGUUCCAAUUAUGCAAGAUCUGCGCGGAGAACGAUAAGGAUGUGAGGAUAGAGCCGUGCGGACACUUGCUUUGCACCCCCUGCCUCACCUGCUGGCAGGACUCGGAAGGCCAGGGCUGUCCAUUUUGCAGGGCAGAGAUCAAGGGUACGGAGCAGAUCGUGGUGGACCCGUUCGACCCGAAGCGACACAACCGCGCCUCCUCCACAGGCAACCUCGUCGACCUUGAUGAAGACGACGAGGAUUUGGAGACGUGGAGUUUGAGUAGUCCCAGCCUGCAAGCGCUAGCCCUCUCACCCAGAACAGAAACACCUUCUACUGAUCAUAAGAACGAGACGAGUCCACUUCAAUCCCCAGUCGAAUCACCGACGCACCCAGUGGCCAAACGACCCGUGCCGCCUCCACCUCUACCCCCUCGCCGAAAUUCUCCCACUCAUGGUGCUGUUAGCCUAAUCACAAGUAAUUCGAGCAACGCCCUGUCGCUGCCUCUGGAUAACGCAGCGCCGACUCCGGAGCAGCGCGGCGCCAGCGGAAGCAUAGAGGAGGCGGCCGCGUCGAAAAAGCCGCCGCCGCCAGCCAUCCCAGCAACACCACCGGCGGGCAAGCCGGCCGCCCCCGCACCGAUCCCGACGCCGCGGCCGCGCACGCCGCAGCCCAACAACUCUACCUCGGGGGCGCCGUCGGCGGCGGCCCCCGUGCCCCUCUCGCGGCGGGUGCGCUCCUGUUCGAACGAGCAUUUGGCGUCUUCGACGGCGGCGGCUGCUGCUGCGGCGGCUGCUGCGUCGCCGAAGAGCAACAACUCGUCCGAGAGCGAUUCCUACGAGCACCUGGCCGUGGCCGCCGAGCACGUGAACCAACUCAUCUCGGAGGGCUACGCCGAGGAGGCGGUGGUGCGCGCGCUCGGCAUUUCCAAGAACGACCUCGCCAUGGCCGGCAACAUUCUGCACCAAUUCGCAACCAAGCACCCUUGAAAACAAAUCCGAAGAGCGAGUACAAACUUUUCUCGGCACACAAGCCACUUUCAUCUCUCAUUAUAUUAGCGAGCGAUCGAAUUUCGACCAUGUUCUGCACUCAUUUUCACAGCCACACAGUGUUGCAAUUCAUUCUUCAUGAGCAUUACGAUCAUUCCAAGACUUGAAACUAUUCAAUAGGUGAUGCCCUUUUGCAAUCAAUACAAUAGCACUCGGGAUUAUUUAGUAUUGCAGGCAUGCAAAUUUUAAACUUUGAUUUGCCGCUGGCGAGAUUUGGUAUCACAGAAACGAUACAACGUAAUUUUAGAAAAAUCUAUAUUAUUUUAACUAGGAUCGACUUUCGAAAUACGAGAAUCAAAUAUAAUAUUAAUAAUUGAGCUCUAUAUUUGACGGACGUUUUGGUUGCAACAUUUUGUGCACUGUUGUGAGCGAUUUUAACGUUGUGUUGCAUUUUUAUUUAUUUGCUUCCUUGGCGUGAUCUUUACUUUUAUUAACUUAUUUUGCGCUUGAGACUUCUGGUCAUUUAAUUUAAUCUCUAUUAUUAUAGAUAUAGAUUUAAAAUCUACAUCAAACCAAUAAUCGCUGUGUUAAGUUUAAACGAAUGAAAGGCAAUCACCAAACUGAAGACCAAGUUAGCCAAGUGGGUUGCGCGUGCGAACGACUUUGAGUUUUGAAUACCCUUCGGCUUGUGCGUAUUUAUACAGUGCCGCUCGGUGCGGCGCAGAGACUAAAAAAAGUGAAGCAAGCCACGGAAAUAACUAAGGACGAGGAGAAAAAGCAAAUAAAAGUAUAUUUUGUCUGUCUGCGUGUAAAAGAGAGCCUAAAACUAAAAGUGAACAAGGUUUCAAAAGAGAUGCAUUUUGAAUUGCUGGUAAAAGAAGAAAUUUGUUCAUUUCUUCCACUAGGGUUAUUAGGUAUGUAAUUAUAAUUACUGAUGCCGCAAAUACACUAUUAAUAUAAUUGUACUGCGCAUAAUGAAGAUAAAAAUAUAUUUAUUCUCUCUAUUGAUGUCAUUUGAGAAAGAAACAGUUAAAAACGAUCAAAUCAGCUUUGAAAA
This is a messenger RNA of Cloeon dipterum, 3381 nucleotides long. It is a transcript of the gene Cbl, whose product is annotated as E3 ubiquitin-protein ligase CBL. Gene Ontology annotation, cellular component: plasma membrane; membrane raft. The record is from RefSeq and is a predicted model, not a curated record. Bases 222 to 2324 code for a protein of 700 amino acids. Gene Ontology annotation, molecular function: receptor tyrosine kinase binding; calcium ion binding; SH3 domain binding. Lineage: Eukaryota; Metazoa; Arthropoda; Insecta; Ephemeroptera; Baetidae. Gene Ontology annotation, biological process: cell surface receptor signaling pathway; negative regulation of epidermal growth factor-activated receptor activity. The transcript is spliced from 10 exons.